Peromyscus californicus insignis is the source of this 5338-nucleotide messenger RNA. It is a transcript of the gene Fam227a, whose product is annotated as family with sequence similarity 227 member A. NCBI's taxonomy places the organism in Eukaryota, Metazoa, Chordata, Mammalia, Rodentia, Cricetidae. The transcript is spliced from 18 exons. The record is from RefSeq and is a predicted model, not a curated record. Bases 492 to 2405 code for a protein of 637 amino acids.
GGCUCCCCGCGGGUUCCCUCCGAUUCACGAAGCGAGGAAGGCCUCGGGAACGUCUUCUGGAGCUGCUCACACGCCAAGUGGCAUAGUCAAGGGGAGGCGUGCCCCCCUAAACAUGUUGGUCUGGCCCCCGGGUAGCGCCGCCGUCGCCAUGGUAACCGCGUGUGGCCGCCACUGGGCCAGCUCAUGGCUGCAUUGUUGUGGGAAAGGAGUGUGUAGUGACCCAGACUGGACUCACAGUAGCAAAAUGGCCUGGUCUCAGGCUCCCCCGCCCCGGCCACAAAGCAAAGCGCGCCCCUUCCCGGUGAUUUGGGGCCGCGGGUGCCGGCGGCCAUCCGGAGCUUGGUCGGGUCCCCGGAGGGACCCGUGGUGGAACCCGCCCUGAGGCUUUGGGAUUCCGCUGAAACUUUCAGCAGGCUGACUGAAUAAAGAACAAGGUUGGAGUGGGAGAAAAGAGGAAACUUUUUGUCUGCCAGUUCACAAAAAACUGGAAAAUGGACUUUGUCAAGAGAAUGGACAUCAUCAAUAUCACCGCCUUGCCAAUGAUCCCAUUGGACGAGCGCCUGGUGGUCUCUGCCAAUUCACGGAAAGUACUGGAGAAGGCUUUGAGGAAGCAGUUGCAAGACAAUCCACCCACAUGCAUUGUUGGCUCCAUGAGCCAGGUGAACCAGAGGAUUACUGAAAUAGACCUGGACUCCAGCCUGUUGACCAGCACCUCGGCAAUUGAGGAAUAUGAGUUGGAGAAGAAGUCUUUAAAAGAGAAAACUCACGGCAGCCCGGGAGACAAAGUCAAGCAACCAAAGGAAGAGCUGCCGAUAACCUGCAAAGGCUCAGAGCUCCGGAAUGCCAAGUUGAUCCUGUCCAAAAGGAAAACAGCAGAUAAGAAUCUGCUGGCAGAACUGCACCAGCAUCCCCAGUUUGACGAAACUAGGCCCAACAAGCUUCCCAAUGGCGUGGACUUCUGUGACAUGGUGGGCAACGUGAUCCGAUCUGAGAAAAAUCCCCUUAGUGGCAAGUCUUACUGUUCAGACAGAGAAUUAGAGAAGUUUCUGUCUUCUCCGUCCUUCAGCGCCAUCUGGCUGGACAGCUUUUGGUGGAUAUUUCACGAACGGUACCAGCCAAACAAGGAGAUCCAGCACAAACUGUUUGACCGAAUAGCCCAAAAUUACGCCAUCCUGCUGUUCAAAAUGGUCCGGACUCACUAUGAAGAGGCACUCAUAAAAAGGCUCCCGUCGCUCCUGAGCAAAGCCCUGUACACCAGCUUCUGCUGCUGCUUCCCCCAGUCCUGGUUCAACACCCACGAAUUCAAGUCGGAGAUUUGUAACACGAUGGGCCUGUGGAUCUCAGGGACAUAUCCUUGCCCACAGAGCUAUGACAGUUGGGACUACUCAGAACUGGAUCCAGAGAGGUUCCGGAGAGAAGAAUUGAUGUUACAGAGCAGUCGACUUAUAAGGGGAAGAGAGUUCACCCUCUUCACUUGUAUGAGAACCUCCUUCCCAAAGAUGGACCACUACAAAAACAAGAAAUUCCAUACCCUUCUGCGUGCAGAAGGACAUCCCACAUCACUGAAGCAGUCUUCCAGUUUCUCUACAACCCACGAGAGAGGCUUUCCAAGGAAGCUGACCGCAGAGGAAAGCUCACGAUGCAACCACAUGAAAGAUCACCCUGUAACAACCCUGUUCUCCAGGAAAGCCACACAGCAAGUCAAGAGGAUAUCAGAAGCCAGAGCAUGCAUGAAUUUGUUACUGAAAAAGUCCCACCCUGCCUGCAAAAGCCCCAAGUUGACUGUAAACCAAUUCAACCUUUAUGGGAAGAGCCCGCUAAUUAUGUACUACUUCCUCAACUACUCUAAGCUGCCGCUUAAAGGCCAGGAUUUGCUGAUCAGCCGGAGAGAAAAGACCAAAGUCGUCCCUGACUCUGUCAUGACUUAUGCUGACAUCAUCCACCUGGUCACGAAGAACAUGGAGACUCGGAAGAAACGGCUCAGGCAGCUGGACCAGCUGCACGAGAACGAGUGGGCCUAUUUUAACAACUAUCUAACGGAACUGCAGGAGAGCUUCGAGAGGGAGGUGAAGAUUAUCGAUCAAAAAGUAGCAGAAAAAAGAAAGGCCAACCAUAACCACGUUUCUUCCACAUUACUAUUUGAUGACUUGUUUUUCAAGAAAUCCAGAGGAACCCCCCAGAAAGAAACAGCUUUUCUCUCAAGGAAGAAAAAGAGGGAGACGGAAGAGAGACUGAAGGCUUUCCAGUCCCCUUUCUCAUUACGGAGCCCCAUGGACACCUAUUCCCUGGGUUUAAAAAGCCCCUACAGAAUCGGGUCUCCCUCCAGUAGCAGUGAGCUCGUCACCAAGGUUUCCAAAGCCACACAGGACGUGCUCUUUAGACUCUCACCGUCUUCCAUGGAGUGAACUCGCCCACGCACAGGCUCGGACUGCAGAGGUGGUGCCUGCGUCUUUUGGUGGAAUGGGAUAGAAAAUGGAAUCAGCAAUGGCAAACGAGAGCACCCCUGCAGCCAGGAGCAUGCUGAGUCUUCCCCAGUCCACGGGAUAAAGACGAUUAAAGGUUACAUCUACCACGAGCUGAAGUUAGGGCUGAGAGAAGGUGAUUCGCUUCAUCCAUUCAGACAUGUAAUUUCUUCUUUCAUUCCCUUAUUAAUGAUAACAACACAAUUCAACACGUCCUUAUGAAACAUAGUAAGACCUUGUUUCAAAAACCAGGCAAGCAGGGAGGGAGCUGAGCCAGGUAGUGGUGGCACACACCUUUAAUCCCAGCACUCGGAAGGCAGAGACAGGUGGGUCUCUGCAUUUGAGGACAGCCAGGGCUACUCAGAGAUACCCUGUCUCAAAAAACCAAAACCAACCACCUGAGACACUCAGCUACGUGGACUGAGCAUUUUCUGGAUUCUUGGACUUUCCAUUCAUAGUUAGCCAUUGUUGGAUUAGUAAGAAAGAGAGAUUCAUUCCAUAAGUUCUGUUACUCUGAAGAACCCUGGCUAAUACAGAUUUUGGUACCAGAAGUGGUUGUGGAGCAACAGAAAUAUAAGGAUGAAUCUUUUAAGCAUCUGGAAUAGUCUUUCCGAUUUGCUGAUACCUACAAGUACUGAAACUUCUCCAGGAAGCUCAGAAUGUACGAAAAGUCCAUGAUGUGAACUAUUUCACAAACUUACAGAGAUAAGUACAUUUGAUUAUUCUGAGUCACCAAACAAAUAAACAACAAACCAACCCCCCACAGUUCUGACUUCAAAUUGAGAACUGAAGGUGAAUUUUAUGUUUCAAACAGCCUGCUGAAGACCAGGAGAGGUGGCUAGAAAGAGCAGGGGAAGGAGGAUGGAGAAUUCCACAGCACCAGGGAAACUUGGAGGGUGUGUUCACUGUCCUGACAGGGGUGAGAGGCCUGCAGGUUCACACACCCAUAAUUUGCUUUAAGGGCAUGUAUGCUCUUGUGUUAACUCUACCUCAGGCUGUUGUUUACAAAUGCAUGUGUUAGCUAGGCAUGAUGGUAGAUGCCUGUAAUCCCAGCACCCAGGAGGUGGGAUAGGGAAGAUCAGGAGUUCAAAGCCAGCCUCCACCACAUCCCAAGUUCAAGACCAACCUGAGCUUUACUAGACCGUGUCUCAAAACAAACAAAACAUAAAUUAUAAACAUAGAUAUUUCGGAAUUCUGCCCACUGAAAUAAAAUUAGAAAUAAAAACUGACAGCAACCCAGGACACCCUGCCCCAGUGGUAGGUAAGUGGUCUACCACUGAGCUGCCCCCACCUCUAGCCUAGGACUGUGGCUUGAGAUAACGUUCUCACUAAAAGGACUCAUAUGAACACACCAGGCGGGUGUCCACUGGUUUCCCACACUGAUUCAGAGCACAUAGACUUGAGCCAGCUGUGAGUCUGGGGCAGCGUGUAGAUGGGAGUCACGACAGAUCCUGCCCCACUGUGUCUGUUUGUCAUUACUCCACGAAAAGCACUUGGAGCAGCGCCCAACUCCAGCAGGGGCUGUACAUGAUGCUGUCCUGCUCACUGCCUGCUCCAUGAACAUGUGGCCUCAUGGUCUCUUCCCUUUGCACCUGAGACCUGCUUUCUCUCCUGAGCCUCACACUGCAGAAGAACCACUUGCCCCUCCCUGAAGAAGCCUGGGUGGGUCUGUCUUCCACCCUGUAAGGCAGGCCAGCCCUCAACCAUCUUCCUGCUCAAUGCAAGGGUUACACCAUUAAGGUCUUCCCAGUGCUUGGGUCCCAGUGGCCCACCUGAUCUUCAUAUGACUCUAUGAAGACCACUCUCUGUCUCCAGUUCCCUGCAGGGCUCUGCUUCUUUAGGGCAGAUGUCUGUCUUUAUCUCUGUAUCCAGCAGAGAGCUGAACUGAGAAGUGUCUGAUGAGUGCUGACGCUGUACAUGGUCACAGGUAGGCCUCUGAUGUCUGUGUGGGAAGGUUAGGAGGUUUGCACCUUGGGAAAGGUGAACAAAUGAGAAAGUCCAAAACAUAUGUGUCACUUACAUGUAUAUAGUAAAUAUAUCAUAUGUCUAUACAUUAAAACAUUUCCAUAGAAUUCAUUCACUCAUGUAUGUUAAAAUAUAUGUGACACACAAUUAUUUAGGGCUUGCUCAUCUAUUAUCUAUAUUACGUUAGCUAUUAGCACAUAUCCUAAGUUUAUCUACAUGUUUUUUGUUUAAAUUUUUUUGUUUGCAGUACUAGCUGUGGACCCUGCCUGUGCUAAGCAGGGACUUUACCAGUAAACCACUCCUUCAUGUUUCAGGGUCUUGCUUAAUUUUCUGGGGCACCCUUGAGCUUGUGAGGCUCCCGCCUUAGCCACUGGGCCCAGCUGCCUCUACAUGGUUUGGGGGUGGAGGGUGGGAGGCAUGAUCAUGGAAGAAGUUCAAACUAUAGGAGUGGGAAUAUGUCUGCACCCCGAUAUCUGUAUUCCUUUAAAUCCUGCACCGGUUUGUAUUAUUUGUCUGAAGCGUGUCAUCCCUGCUGGGGACUACUGACCCUCCCAGAGCUGUGAAACAAGACUUCUUUUCUGGUAAUGGGAGUUGGUACAAACAUUUCCAGGAGCCUAAGAUUCUUUUCAAAGUCCCUGGAACUAUCUGUGCCUGCCCCAUAAGCCAGCUACACUUCUGGAAAUCUACCCUAAAGAAAACUCAGAAAAGAAGGCAUACAGGAGAUGUUUGUCAUCUCUGAUAAGAGGAGACACUUGUUGAUAACAGACAUUCCAUGGAAUUCUGCGCGACCAUUUAAAAGCUAGGUGGAAAGUGCAAAAAUAACCCUAGGGGUGUGGCCGAGUGGCAGGGUGCUUAUUGAGUAUGUCUGUUUUGGUUUUGUUAAUGUUUUCAAUAAAGAUCAAUUGUUUUUA